GAGAGAGGGGGAGAAAGAAAGAGAGAAAGAAAGAAAGAUUGAGAAAGGGAGAGUAUGAGAGGAGCGUCGCACUCGCGCUCUACUGAGAGAAAUCGGGGGAACAACCCCGGCAGGCGGAUCUUCUCGUGAAUCACCCGAGGGUGUAGAGCGUGAGCUGUCGGUUUCUUGACCCGAUCUCGAUUCCACGCGCGCGAAAGAGACUAUCGCCAUCGCGUUCAUCAUUCUACACUUCGGCCCUGUUCGUCGCACCCAAGCGGAAUUAAUCGCGCGUGCGGUGACCGCCUCCGUGUUCUGCCCCGUUCUCGUCGCUCUCAUUGCGGACGCGCACAUCGUCGACGCGACGCGGCGACGACGACUACGACGACGACGCGCGCCGCUGCUCACUCGGCCGCGCGCCCGGAACAAGUGCAAUGGAGACGACGAAGGGCAGCAAGGACAAGACGAAGAACGGCAGUAAAGACACCGAGACCGGUGAUGAGGCGAACAAGGUGACCGGGGGGCCGCCGGUGGGCAAUGCACCGCCUCCACCUACGCUCAUCAAUAAAAUCAAGUAUCAGCCAGGCGGGCCCGUGAUCAAGAAGGACAAACGGCAAAGCAGCUCGAGGUUCAAUAUAUCAAAGAAUCGAGAGCUGCAGAAGCUGCCACUGUUGACCGAAACACAACAGGGCAAUGAGCGGGAGGAACUUUUCAUACAGAAGCUGCGGCAAUGCUGUGUGCUCUUUGACUUCGAGUCCGAUCCCCUAUCGGAUUUGAAAUGGAAGGAAGUGAAACGGACCGCUCUCCACGAGAUGGUCGAGUAUGUAACCAAAAAUAAAAACGUUAUUACCGAAACGAUUUAUCCUGAAGCAGUGAAUAUGUUCGCCGUAAAUUUAUUCCGAACGUUACCGCCAUCGUCGAAUCCCAAUGGCGCCGAGUUCGAUCCCGAAGAGGACGAGCCGACGUUAGAGGCAGCAUGGCCUCAUUUACAGCUCGUCUACGAGUUCUUCUUGCGACUGCUGGAAUCGCAGGACUUUCAACCGUCCAUAGCGAAGCGCUACAUAGACCAAAAGUUUGUGCUGCAGCUGUUGGAACUGUUCGACUCGGAGGAUCCGCGAGAGAGGGACUUCCUCAAGACGACUCUGCAUAGAAUCUAUGGAAAAUUUCUGGGGCUUAGAGCGUACAUUAGGAAACAGAUAAACAACGUUUUUUAUCGAUUCAUAUACGAAACGGAACAUCACAACGGUAUUGCCGAGUUACUCGAGAUUUUAGGAAGUAUUAUUAACGGCUUCGCCCUGCCAUUGAAGGAAGAGCACAAGGUAUUCUUGUUGAAAGUUCUGUUACCCUUGCAUAAAGCUAAGUCAUUGUCCGUAUACCAUCCGCAACUGGCGUACUGUGUCGUCCAAUUUCUGGAGAAGGACCCGUCGUUGACGGAGCCUGUGAUCAGGAACCUAUUGAAAUUCUGGCCAAAAACACAUUCCCCGAAGGAAGUCAUGUUCUUGAACGAGCUCGAGGAGAUAUUGGAUGUUAUUGAGCCGGCCGAAUUCCAAAAAGUCAUGGAUCCGUUGUUCAGGCAGCUAGCCAAAUGCGUGUCGUCGCCGCAUUUCCAAGUGGCGGAAAGAGCUCUCUAUUAUUGGAACAACGAGUACAUAAUGUCUCUGAUAUCGGACAAUUACGCGGUCAUCUUACCGAUCAUGUAUCCAGCUUUCUAUAGAAACUCCCGCAAUCACUGGAACAAGACGAUACACGGUCUGAUCUACAACGCCCUGAAACUAUUCAUGGAGAUGAAUCAAAAAGUAUUCGACGAAUGUACUACGCAUUACUAUCACGAACGUCAGAGAGAGCGGAAGCUCAUGAAAGAUCGGGACGAGGCAUGGAUGCGCGUGGAGGCGCUUGCGAUGAGACACCCGAAUUAUAACUUGUCUAAUAAAGGCACAACGAACAAUUCGUACAUUUCGCCACAGCACAUAGACAAUUCGCCGCCUGACGAGGACGGCGACACGGAUCAAUCUCCGCUCACUUUGGAGAAGAUCGAAGCUAAGGCUAACGAGGCGAAGAAAAUGACAAAUGUGAACAAAGUGAAACCGCUUUUACGAAGGAAGAGUGAUUUACCGCAGGACUCGUACACGAUGCGAGCGUUGUCCGACCACAAACGCGCUGAUGAAUAUCUUGUCACGCCGCCAGAUCCUAACAAUUGCUAGUCUCUACCGCAUCCCCUUCCCAUGUAUCCUUUAUUUUGCUGCAGCAACAUCGGGAGUUAGCUUUCUUUUCGGGAGGGAGAAACGGCGAUAACGCGAAUGAACAAACGAAUAAUUCGGCUGUCAUCUCGAUUGUGCAACAUUAAUAAUACCGUUAUUGUUAUCGCAACAUGCAUCAUAUUGUAAUUUUCUUUUAAUUGAGAGGGGAAGAGAGAAAUAGGGAAACCUCCGUGUAUGCUGUGCGUUCUCUCUCGUCGUGUUUACAUACGAUUUAAAGAAACGGUGUAUAGGUAUCGUAGGAGCUAACGGUGAUGGCUACUCGUUCGUUAUAGAUGUCUGGUAUUUAUUUGUUCAUUCAUUGUGAGAACGAAAAUUACAGCUGACAGGAGACAUUAUCGCAAUCACGCGUCCCGCUGUGAGACAACGUGAUGAGGCGCGUACACAGUAAGCGAAAAAGGUCCUAAAUACUUCACUCGUAGAAUCUCCACCGUUGGUUGACACUCGGGGGUGCGCGCGCGCGUUACAUCUUUCUGCUCUACAUCUCUCAUAUAAGAUAAUACAUGAAUAAUGUACGUAAACAAUACUGCAGAUAUCGCGAUUGUAACGGAUUUGGAAAAUUCUACAAGAGAGAGAAAAAAGAAAUAUAUAUAUAUAUAUACAUGGGGAGGUUUAAUCGCGCGGGAAAUGUGAUCGAAAUUGUAAGACCGUAUUGUAAAUGCUCGAUGUUGUAACCCACUAUUGUGCUAUGCGAGCUUGUCGUGUUAAUACCUCUGCGAAUGACGUUCCCGUUUAUGUGCAAAAUGAUAUAUAAUAAAUGAUGUAUAAUAAAUAAUAUACGUACUUGCUUUAACACUACAGGCUCGUUGUAGUAAGAAAGGAGAGGAGGGUAAGAGGGAGGGGGAGAAAGAAAGAGAAAGAGCAAAUAACGAGAUAACGAGAGAGAAAGAGACAGAGAUGCGAGGAGUAAAAAAAGAAAGAGAAAGAAUAAACGCCGAUGUGCGUUAUCUUAGGAUGUAUAUGAUAGUGCUAUUUUAAAGAUAAUAGAUUGCUAUGAAAAAAAAAAUAUCUGGAUACUUCUGAGUGUAUUACUUUUAUAUCUGUUGUGCCUAGAUGCCUGUGGAAUGCAUUCACGAUAUAAUAAAUUGAAAGAAAAAAAAAAAAAGAGGAAUAUACGUCUCCGCACACGCGGGGCCUAUUACGAAUAGGAAAGAUUAAACAGCGAGUUUACAUGUCGCUUUGCCAAAUGUAAUCAAUAUUACAGAAUUUCAGUAAUGCUUGCAUGACACGUUGCGUUGUUAACUCAUUGAUCUUGAGGUUGAAUUGAAAGAUUAUACUGUUGCGGCCAAGAGUUUAUCGAGUGAGAAACGGAACUUUCAAACAGUGACUGAAAGAAAGGGAGAGGGGGAGAGAGAGAGAGAGAGAGAGAGAGAGAGAAUGGGUGAGAGAGAGAGAGAGAGAGAGAGAGAGAGAGAGAGAGAGAGAGAGAGAGAGAGAGAGAGAGAGAUGAGAGCGAAAAUUAAGAUUGAGAUGCACUUUAGAUCCUUGCGCUGUUGGCAGACUGUUACGUUAAAUACUGUCGAGGAUACCUUGUUGAAAAUACAUAUGAUAAGCACUUAUAUUAAAGAAAAAAAGAUUAGAAAUUAAAGCUACGAAGAUAGAUAUAAAGAUUAUUUACUUAUUAAUUAUUCCUUCAUGAAUGAGGAAUGGCCAUCUCAAUUAAUUGAUCAUUGAUUAGUGGUAUAAAUAUUACGAUUUAUUAGUUAUUGUAUCAUUUUCAUUAUAGUAACCAGACGAGUAUAAUGUGACAAAGAAAAACCAUAGAAAAUAAUAGUGAUUCUGUAGUUAGCUAGUUGUACAUGCGGCAUGCCUUGAAUAGUUUAAUCCGAAAAAAUGCCUGCGUUUUCUCCAAAUUAGAUCGAUAAUAAUGAUAAUAAUAAUAAUAAUAAUAAUAAAAUCGCGUGUUUCCUUGAGAUAAACGUUCGUACGUCGGAGGAUGCGGGAAGGAAUGAUGCGGGAUGCACAGACCAGCAUAAUGAUCUUAACAUAUAAAGUUAUAUCCUUCUAGAGGGCAAACACAUCUCAUAUGGGCAACUCUAAAACGAUAUAACUUCAUAAUGUUAAUCGGCUGUUAUGCUGAUCUUCGUGUAUAUGAGAAAGUUUUCUUACUAUUGUACGCCGCAUGCAGCAACUCCAAACAUAAAAAUAUAAAAAUAAAAGAAGACAUCGAAUCAGAUAGUCACCGCGAAUGUGAAUGUGUGCGUCUGCAGAAGCUUAAGUCAAGCCGUAGAGAAUCGAGAACAAGUUUGAUUAAACAUAAUAAUAGUAAUAAUAACAUUAACGAUAAUGGUAACGAUAAUAACAGUAAUAAUAAUAAUAAUAAUAAUAAUAAUAAUAAUAUAACGCAGUAAAGAAGAUAUGCCGGUCAUUUCAUAUGUAAUAAAGACACGUUAAAUCUUGCAUGUAUCGUGGGAGUUUUUUCGUAAUACGUAAUAUACUGCGUGUAAAGCAUAGCAAAGCUGUCUUAUUCGUGUAUUUUUUUAAGAGGAAAAUCUUAACGAGAAUGGAAAUCGCUGUGUGUUACGCGCGAUAUCCCGAGAUCAGUUCGGAUUAUUCCCAGUGGAGAUGCCGCAAGGAUGAACACAGAAGUGAAAAGGGAAAAAGAGAGCGAGCGGAAAACUGACAUCGGUUUCAAUUCUCGAAUCUACAUCGCCGGGAAUCAGAGUCGAGAGAAUAUCUCGCCCAUCGUCGUACGCGAAAUUGUAAAAUUCUGCAGGAGGAAGAGGGGGGGGGAGUUAUUUGAGAAUCCUCGACCAGAUAGAACUCUACGCUUUUUUCAAUCCACGAGUGUCCGGCAAGGGGAGACCUCGUCGAGCAGAGCUUGUAAUUUCAUGUACCUGUACAUACCAUGUAAAUAAUACAAUUAAUUUUUCCAUGUAUUCCUCUUUGCUUGAGUUCCAGAGGUGUGCUCGUGUAAAUCUUUUCUCAUCGACAUACAAAAUAAUCGAGAAUUACAGAAAAGUACUAUGUUCGACUAUUCAGAGAUGCAUCUUUUUUUCUGUGUGGGAACACAUCUCGAUUUUAUUUCGUACAAUUCGAUUCUUUUUCUUUCAACUUAUCUUCUACUAAUUACACAGUUCGUCAAGAUCGAGCGAGGAUUUCGUAACAUUAUCUGUAUCGUCUGUAUCUGUAUAUGUAGGCAAUGUUUACUCGAGUCACACACACUUGGCGAGUUUGCAGUAUACCGUACGUGUGUAAUCACUCUUGCGGCAUGUGCGCGCGCGCGUGUAUACAUGUAGAAUUGUCAAAAGAUCCGCCGCAUUUUGUAAAGCAUGUCACAAAGUCUGUGUCGCGAUUAUUACAUAAAAGACAGACGGUUGAGAAAAGAAGAGUAACAGAGUAACAGUGUGAAGUAUCCAGAGUAUCGCAUAGAUGUAAAAUUUCUACGGAUAAUUUUGCUUAUAAGGGCAUCUCAGUUAUAACACAAAACCCCCUAUGUGUGUGAUAUUUAAUUUAUGUCGGUUUAAAUUAUCGCGUAUUAUUCAUCGUUAUUAUGAAGCGCAUCGAAUCCGCGAGGAGAAGAUGGUGGAUGAUCCGCUAUGUCCAAACACGGAAUUCCAUGGAUCGUUUUCCGAGUAAUUUCGUUAUUAUUCAAUAUUCGGUCGUGUUGAAAGCCAUUCAAACGACUGACGAUAUUUCAUACGUACACGUAUAUUCUGCAAUUUGUUAAAGACAUAGUUUUACAGCAAAUAAAGAACUAUUAGAAGACUA
Harpegnathos saltator (Jerdon's jumping ant) is the source of this 5942-nucleotide messenger RNA. Its product is annotated as serine/threonine-protein phosphatase 2A 56 kDa regulatory subunit gamma isoform. Gene Ontology annotation, cellular component: cytosol; protein phosphatase type 2A complex; nucleus. Gene Ontology annotation, molecular function: protein phosphatase activator activity. Gene Ontology annotation, biological process: signal transduction; protein dephosphorylation. NCBI's taxonomy places the organism in Eukaryota, Metazoa, Arthropoda, Insecta, Hymenoptera, Formicidae. The record is from RefSeq and is a predicted model, not a curated record. The transcript is spliced from 9 exons. The coding region runs from base 411 to 2177 and encodes 588 amino acids.